AUGGCCUGCCAAAGCUGCCGCUACCAGGCGAGACUCCUGGCCCGGAGCUUGCGAGCCACCGCCGACCUCGCCUUGCCCCGGAACCCUUUCGCUGCUACGGCGCGCCGGGUGGCUCCAGUGACCAAGGCCACCUCGACGACACCAACUCCUCCGUCGAGGAGAUGCUUUAGCCAGACAACGCGGCGGAAUGGGGCGCCGUCGUCCGGGUUCAAGGAGGCCAUCGCGUCGAGCAUUGUGGCUGCCGCGCCAAAGACCAUGGCGGCGACCCUGACCACCUCCCGUCUCGAGGCUCUCUACAAGAUCUGCUCGGCACCAGCGCUGUACCAGAUCCCGGAGCAAGAGCGCACCAACGACACGGUCCGGAUGACGACCGAGGGCGAGGAGAUAGGGUACCCGAUCGGACCGUGGCUGCAAUGCUUAGACCUUCAACCCUCCUUCAGCUCGUGGUCCCAGGCCACGAUGCUGCACAUGUACACCGUUAUCGCGCGCAUGCGGUGCCUGGACCGCGACACCUCCCGCAGCCUGCAGCACCAGUUCAUCGACCAGUUCUUCUUCGACUGCGAGCGCAUGAUGCACCUGAACCACGGCAUGACCUCGUCGGCGCUGCGCCAGCGGUACCUUAAGGAGAUCUUCGUCCAGUGGCGCGGCCUCAUCGCCGCCUACGACGAGGGUGUCGUCAAGGACGACCGCGUGCUCGCCGCCGCCAUCUGGCGCAAUCUGUUCAAGUCCCGCGAGGAUGCUGACAUGCGCCAGGUCGCUGCUGUCGUCGCCUGGCUGCGUGCCACGCUGCAGGACCUCGAGGCAAUCCCCGCCGAGGACCUGCUCGUGGCGCCGGCCAAGAUCUUCAAGAGGGACAUCAGGGAAAUGUUCAAGCUCGUCGACGCUGUUACGCCGCAGGUCCGGGUGGACUUGGCUAAGGCUGGCGUUGUCCAAGGGGAGGCCGUGGCGAAGGCCUGA
Molecule: messenger RNA, 957 nt
Organism: Colletotrichum graminicola M1.001
Lineage: Eukaryota; Fungi; Ascomycota; Sordariomycetes; Glomerellales; Glomerellaceae
Product: ubiquinol-cytochrome C chaperone
Exons: 2
Coding region: 1-957 (318 amino acids)
Biological process (GO): mitochondrial respiratory chain complex III assembly
Cellular component (GO): mitochondrion
Source: RefSeq, a predicted model, not a curated record